This is a messenger RNA of Carassius auratus (goldfish), 1071 nucleotides long. RefSeq names its product proto-oncogene c-Fos-like. The record is from RefSeq and is a predicted model, not a curated record. The transcript is spliced from 4 exons. Bases 292 to 879 code for a protein of 195 amino acids. Gene Ontology annotation, cellular component: nucleus. Gene Ontology annotation, molecular function: DNA-binding transcription factor activity, RNA polymerase II-specific; RNA polymerase II cis-regulatory region sequence-specific DNA binding. Gene Ontology annotation, biological process: regulation of transcription by RNA polymerase II. Lineage: Eukaryota; Metazoa; Chordata; Actinopteri; Cypriniformes; Cyprinidae.
ACAUGUGAAGGGUGUGAGCUAUGGACGCUUCUGUAGCCCUUAAACCACAAGGAUUAAAUUUAGGAUAUUUACUUCGUUUCCUAACGAAUAUAAUUUCAGUUACAGUUAGUUGGCGCUAGAUGAAGCUACAGAGAUGGGGAGGAGAGCAAGAGUGGGUGUGAGGAGGCGUUGAAACACUUUAAGAAAACUUAUAGCACGUGUUUUGAUGUCUUUUUUCAUCAUUCGCUCUGGUGGAUUUAUAAUAAUUAAUAAUAAUAUGAACUCAAAGAAAACUGAUCGGGUUUGAUCAUAAUGAGUCAUAAUGAAGGAAGAGAAUCGUAUUAUCGAUUGCCUGAUUCCCCAAAUUCUUCAGCACGGAUCGAACCGGAGAACUCAACGGCUCUUCACGCACGUCCGAAUCUUACUGAGGGCACAACAUCCAGCCCAAAUCUUGAUGGGAUGUUAUCUAGUCCAGAUCUUCAGUGGCUUCAGCUGUCCUCUGUACUUUUCCAAUCAGAGACCAACUUGGAAACAUUUUCCUCAUUCGCACCCACCACCGUGUCCAACGGCCCCUGUUUGUCACAGUGCUCCAGUCCUGACCCGUCCUGUAAUGGGGCAGUGGGAGACAGUUCAGUAGGACAUGCUGACAAACAUAUGUCCUCUGAGGAACUUGACAGGAUAAGGAUCCGCAGGGAAAGGAACAGAGUAGCAGCUGCCAGGUGCCGGGACCGCCGUCGGAUGCUUAUAGACACGUUACAGAAUGAGGCGGAUCAUUUGGAACAUGUAAAGACUCAACUGGAGGAAGAGAUCGCUGCUCUGGAAAGGGAGAGAGAGAGGCUGGAGUUGGUUUUUGAGGCACAUAUGCCCAUCUGCAAGUUAAAUGACCUAAACCCAGAAUAAUUACUGAUGCUGGUCGUGUUUAGUGCUGAGUCUGCUGGUUCAGAUCAGCUGUGGAUUAUAUAACUUAAUAAACGUAUAUUUGUUAAAGAAAGCGAAAUGUUAAAAUCUAUUUCAAUGAUACCUUGAGAAUUAUUAUCUUGCAUGCACAAUUGGUUUCACUUGUUUUCAUAAUAAACUACAGAUUCAAAUGUU